Molecule: messenger RNA, 1587 nt
Organism: Drosophila bipectinata
Lineage: Eukaryota; Metazoa; Arthropoda; Insecta; Diptera; Drosophilidae
Gene: zda
Product: peptidyl-prolyl cis-trans isomerase zonda
Biological process (GO): protein folding; negative regulation of apoptotic process
Cellular component (GO): mitochondrial envelope; endomembrane system; cytosol
Molecular function (GO): peptidyl-prolyl cis-trans isomerase activity; protein binding; protein folding chaperone
Source: RefSeq, a predicted model, not a curated record
AAGGCAAUCGUACAAUAUCUUUUCAUUUUCCUGUAACUUUUGUCGUAUUUUGCUUUGGAAAUUUCGCCUUUUUUGUUGCUAAAAGCCGCGAACACAUUAGGAUACUGCCGUUAACAUGGAUACGGAGAAGUCUAGCAGCAGCUCGUUUGAGGAUCUGACCAAUGCCGAGGACACGAAAGACAUUCGCAAGGUGGCUGCGGAAGCUGCUGCCGGUGAUGGGGUGCCACCUUCAGAGUUAGCGACUGAUAAGGAGCCAGCGAAGGAGCAGGAGGAUUCUGACAGCGAUUCGGACAUCCUGGGCAACAAGCAGCUGAUAAAGCGCACCAUUAAAAAGGCCCCUGAGGAUGCAAUUAAAGCUCUCCGCGGAGAUCUGGUCACCCUCAAUUUCACCGGCAAGUUGGACAACGGCAAAGUAGUGGAUGAGGGAGUGGGCUUCCAGUGUCACGUAGGAGACUACGAAAUUGCCCAGGGAGUGGAUAUGGUGCUUCCCAUGCUGCAGGUCGGCGAAGUGGCCCAAAUCAUCGUGGAUCCCCGUUUUGGUUACGGCGACCUUGGUCUGAAAAAAGAAAACGAAUCUGAAUAUACUAUUCCCCCAGAUGCAAAGUUAACCUACGAAGUGGAACUCGUGGAUGCCAAAACUGAGGAUUUCGCAGACCUCAAAGCAUUUGAAAUCCGUCGUAACUACGGAACACGAAAGAAAGAACGCGCCAACUUUUACUAUAAGCGCUUGCAGUAUAACACCGCCAUUUACCUCUACAAACGUGCUUUAGACUAUUUGGACACGCGGGACGGCGAUCCGGAUGCUGAGUUUGACAAGGAAGAUUUGGAGCUAUCGAACAGCGAUACCCAGAUUUUGCUGGACGAUCGAUUGAUCGUCUACAACAACUUGGCCAUGACACAAAUCAAAAUUGCCGCCUAUGAUGCCGCCCUGGAGUCCGUGGAGCACGUCCUGCGAUGCCAGCCGAACAAUUCAAAGGCCUUGUACCGCAAGGGAAGGAUAUUGGAAGGCAAGGCAGACACCCAGGGUGCCAUUAAGCUGUUGCAAAAAGUGGCCACUUUGGAACCCGACAAUCGAUCUGUCCAGUCAGACUUGGCCAGACUCUUCAUCAAGGCUCGCCGUGAGGAACACAACGAAAAGGAGAUGUACCAGAAGAUGUUGGGCCAGGCCAAGAAAAUGGAGCAAAAGACUGCCACCAGACAAAAACAGCCUCUCGUGGACAAUUCAAAGCUGAAGCUGCUAGGUUAUCUAAUGGGCUCCAUAUUGAUUGGCGUGGCCGGGGUAGCUAUUUAUCGUUACAAGUACUAAGGACAAGCAUUGCACAUGAACUACUGUUUACUUUAAGCAAUUGAAAGCAUUUUUUUGUAAGGAUACAUACAUAACAGGCAAAAUUAUGAAUGUUGGAUAGCGCAGUUGCUUCUUAAGUCUUGUUGUACAUCUAAUACUAUGCACUCUUCACAAUAGUAUGUAUAUCUGUCAAAUGGUAUGGUUUUGGAUAGCGUACGUGUAAUGUUAAAGCUUAAUUUUAAUCAAUUACAUUCUUUCGGAAAGUAACGGGAAUUGUAAAAUAAACCACAAUUUUCAUUUAA